AUGAGUUAUUUGAACGUUUAUAGAAAAUAUCCUAAAGGUUAUAGUAGUUCCACAAAACUAGAAAUAGUUUGCACUAAUAGAAUCAAACUUUACAAAAUUUUCGAAGCCGCAAAAUACAAUAGGCUGGAAGUAGGAACAGUGCAAUGGUCCAACUAUGUUACAUCAAAAAUCCAAGAGGUAGAAUUGAAGUGUUAUUAUCCUUUACUGGGCUUAGAAAUAAAAGGUAUGCUUAAAGCCAAAAGAGAAGACAACUUGGCGCACUGGAUGGUUGGAUUAACUUAUUCUGCAACGACAGAACAAAGAAAUCUCUUCAUAGACUGGGAGCUCCAAUGGGUUCAUUUACUGUUCAGCAAAUUGAGCAGAACGAGGAGAGAUACAUUUUUGAGAGACAACAAUUUUCAUAUUGAUAGUCUAACACCUGUGGAAAAAUUAGUUCUUCAGCAUAGAAUAAUGAAGUGUAUAGAAGUUGAUAUCAUUGAUUAUAGCGAUACAACGUUUUAUAAAUCCGAAUUUUACGAAGUUCCAGAUGUAGUUAGUAAGAAACACAUACUUUUGAUGCAGGGUUCAGCGAUAUUUCAUGAAGAUAAUGUUGUUUAUUUUGUUUUAAACAAGCUACGUUAUGAAUUCUCAGAUCGACUCAAAUUUCAGAAGAAGGUUUACCCGCAUUGGGACAAAUAUCUGCACAUAAUUCAGGACCUUCCGAAGUACAUUCCCAAACUUAUUGGUUGUGAAGUGGAUGGUGUAAAUCUGGAAAAUAUUGACCAAAUAUCCCAAGAACAUUUUCCGUUGUGUAUGCAACAUCUGCAUCGAAGUUUAAGAAAAAACCAUCAUCUCAAAUAUGACGCAAAGAUGCAGUAUGGAGUAUUUUUGUACUGGUUAGGUUUAUCAUAUACAGACGCUAUGAAAUUCUGGAAGGACGAAUUUACCCAAGGUAUGUCUGAAGAUGUAUUUAAUAGAAAAUAUUCGUAUCUGUUUAAACAUCAAUAUGGCAUGAUAGGUAGGAGACAGCCAUAUCAACCAUUUAACUGUAGCAAGAUUUUAGCAUAUUCUCCCUUGCCCUUACAGCAUCACGGAUGCCCUUUCAAGCACUGGUCAAAAGCUGUGCUUCGGGAAACACUGGCAACCGAAGUGUCUUCUAUAACAGAUAUAGAAGACCUUCUUGAUGAAAAAGAUUAUCGUAAGGCUUGCACAGCUUAUUUGUGUAAGUCAAGAAAAAUACCUAAACAGAUACUUGAUCCAGAAGUGGCUGCUAUAGAGAGCCCGAUUGAAUAUGUCAAUCAGAGCUUCAAAGCCCUUGAUCUUUUGGAUCAAGUAUUUGAUGGGUAUAUUUAG
Molecule: messenger RNA, 1332 nt
Organism: Diabrotica virgifera virgifera (western corn rootworm)
Lineage: Eukaryota; Metazoa; Arthropoda; Insecta; Coleoptera; Chrysomelidae
Product: DNA primase large subunit-like
Exons: 1
Coding region: 1-1332 (443 amino acids)
Biological process (GO): DNA replication, synthesis of primer
Cellular component (GO): alpha DNA polymerase:primase complex
Source: RefSeq, a predicted model, not a curated record